AUGGUUCGUUGGGUUCCUCCUCGUCCAGGUAAGAUUAAAUGUAAUUUCGAUGCAAGUUUUAGCCCGAGAUCAUCCAUGGGUGGGGGAGGAGCUAUAGGAGUGGUUCUUCAGGCGAUUGUGUUUUGCCUGUUCUAUGCUUCGUCGGCCAUGGCAACGGAGGCUAUAGCUUGUCAACGAGCUAUUUAUUGGACUUCAGUUUUGGGUUAUUCUUCUUUAUGGUUUGAAUCCGAUGCUAAGGUGGUUGUUGAAGCCGUGGGGGAUGUAGCGCAUUAUCCAUCUGAAAUUGUUUUUCUUUAUUUUGAUAUCAAGGCGAAUCUUCAGCUUUUUCGUUGGGCUUCCUUAAGUCAUGUGGGGCGUACAGGUAAUCAGGUGGCUCAUGCCUUUGGCGAUGCUUUCUCGUGCCUCAGUGGCGGCUGA
Cornus florida is the source of this 417-nucleotide messenger RNA. RefSeq lists its product as uncharacterized. The record is from RefSeq and is a predicted model, not a curated record. Gene Ontology annotation, molecular function: RNA-DNA hybrid ribonuclease activity; nucleic acid binding. Bases 1 to 417 code for a protein of 138 amino acids. The transcript has a single exon. Lineage: Eukaryota; Viridiplantae; Streptophyta; Magnoliopsida; Cornales; Cornaceae.